AUUCGGUUGUCGAUACGCGUGGUCGGUCGCCGUGCUUUUCAAUAAAAGUUUUUUUUUAAUUUAACGGCUUUUGAAAAGUCCAUACAGCCUAUAAGAUUAGUAACAGUCUUCAUUAAUAAUAAAAGAAUAUCGAGUGACAGUGAAAAUUUUUAAUUUUUUAAUUUUUUGAAUAUCGAGUGACAAUGAUUUUAGCGGCAAUUUUUCUUUUUAAUUUCGUGAACGCGGAGUACUUUUUGAACAGAGUUAACCACAUGGAGUUUUAUAAUAGGAACAGGACGCGGCCUUCGAAAGCCUUCAGUAGUUUCUCAACAAACUAUUUCAAUCAGAAUUCGGUUUCGAUGACGGGAAAAGGGGAAAAAGUACAAUGUGGCACGAGGAUUGUUGAUUUCAAUCCAAGGAGGACGGGCAAGAUUGUCGGUGGUACUGAGACGCCGUACGGAGCGUAUCCUUGGCAGGUGGAAAUCCAGAUGUUGGACGUGGACAAACUGACAUUCGAACACCACUGUGGUGGUGCUGUGAUCGCGGAGAGAUUAGUGCUGUCAGCUGCGCACUGCUUUGAUAAGCAACCUCUGCAGUUGGAUCACUUGCGUCUGGUGGUUGGCGAGCAUAAACUGAAGGUUCAGGAUAAACACGAGGCCAGGUUCCACGCGGAGAAGGUGGUGCCUCAUCCUGACUUCAGGAAGAACGGCCCCCACAGUAACGACAUAGCGCUAGUGGUCGUCUCCCGGUCGGGGCAGGGUGUGCAGUUCAAUUCCCACGUGAGGCCGAUCUGUUUACCCGACACCGCCGAUAGUGCGGGUAAAUGGUGCUCAGUGAGCGGUUGGGGGUAUCAGGCAGAGGGUACAGAAUCUUUCGCACCGAUCUUGAGAGCUGCCUCUGUACCAGUUCUGGACUUGGGCACUUGUAGGAAGGACCAGGUUUUGGGGGGAAGGCAGCAAGCUAUAUUAGACUCUAUGUUGUGUGCAGGAGUGUUAUCCGGGGGCGUAGAUGCCUGCAGAGGUGAUUCAGGAGGUCCUCUAGCUUGUAAAUCUACUAACAAAUGGCAACUUCACGGUGUUGUGUCCUGGGGAUCGGGGUGUGCACGACGAGCGAGGCCAGGAGUCUACACUAGAGUAGCUUCUUAUGUACCCUGGAUCAAAGCCACCGCUAAAGCUUUAGGACACAAAAUAUCUACAUAGUUCUUUUGUUUUGUAGGAAAUAGUGAGUACAAGUCAGACUCACAGUGAGUCUGAAAAAAAAAGUGAGUGAUAUCAAUAUCAAUCAUCAGCCUAUUAGAGAACCCUCUGCUGGGGCACAGACCUACCCUAUGGAUGUAAUGGGGAUUGGGACGUGACCCACCAGGCAGGCCCAGUGGGUAUUGGUGGGUUCUAACGACUGCAGAUGCAGCGGGGAUCAAUGGCGUAACGUGCUCGAGAUAGUAAAUUUUUGGUCAGCCAUCCAAUUACCGACCACAGCGAAAGUUGCUUAACUUCAACGAUCG
Messenger RNA from Chilo suppressalis (striped riceborer), 1480 nucleotides. The record is from the annotation of a GenBank genome assembly. NCBI's taxonomy places the organism in Eukaryota, Metazoa, Arthropoda, Insecta, Lepidoptera, Crambidae.